Messenger RNA from Apis florea (little honeybee), 943 nucleotides. RefSeq lists its product as uncharacterized. The record is from RefSeq and is a predicted model, not a curated record. NCBI's taxonomy places the organism in Eukaryota, Metazoa, Arthropoda, Insecta, Hymenoptera, Apidae.
AUAAAUGUUUUAAACGAUUUAAACAAAAUAGAUUAUUAUAUUCUCAUGAUAUUUCUCAAUAUCUUCAUCAUAUUUAGUUUGAUUAUUUUGAUAUCUACUGAUUCGAUUUGUACAACUAUCACGUACCAUGUCUGUGCAGUACUUGAUAUUACCAGAUAAAAAUUAAAGUAGGAUAAGAUUACGACGAAAUAUAUACAACGUAUUGUAUAUCUAGUUACAGAUUUAAACAUCUUUUCGAUGAUCUUCGAAAGAUGAACGUCGCACAUAGAAAAUACUUACUUCGAAACCGAAUCGUGGGCAUAGUUAGACACCAUUGGAAAUGCAUCGAGUAUAUUAACCUUCUGGAUUCAUAUUAUUCUAUACCUAUUGUUCUGCAAUAUUUAAUAGCAACAAUUAUAUUCACUUUGAAACUCUACAAGAUAUACGAAUGCGUAAAAAUCAAUCACUUUAGAAAGAUUAUAAUCAUAUUGAUAGAUAUUAUUCAGAACUACGUAUUCAUGUUUCUAUAUUUUUGUCCAGCUACUAAAUUGACGAAACACUCUGAGAUUUUGUUAAACAGUGCAUACAACGCGUGCUGGUACGAGACAUUCGUUCACAUACAAAAGAUGUUCAAAUUCGUAAUACAAAAUACUUUGAAAUCUUAUCACUUAGGAAUUUUAGAAAUAUUUUGUAUAACAUUUGAAUCGAUGGGUAAGGUAUACAUUUCAUUUAAUAUAACUAUCAUUCUGAGAUAAAAAGAAGACACUCAAAAGGAAUAUAUAGGUUUCAUUGAUUCUUCUACAGAAUUCUUCUCUUCGAUGGAUUUCCAGAUCAUUUGGAAUUGUUUCGAACUUUCACUCAUCGCAUGGCUCGAUUCGAUACUAUUCCAAGAGAUCUUUUGAUGCAAAUGUUUCAGUGUAGGGGAUGAAUUUAUAAAAUAAGAUUGUGCAUUAGAAAUAAUGUU